Messenger RNA from Lachancea dasiensis, 744 nucleotides. Lineage: Eukaryota; Fungi; Ascomycota; Saccharomycetes; Saccharomycetales; Saccharomycetaceae. The record is from the annotation of a GenBank genome assembly.
AUGUCCAAAGCUUAUUUCAUUUCCGGUGCAAACAGAGGAAUUGGCUUUUCCUUCAUGAAAAGCUUAAGCGCUGAUGCUACCAACACGAUUGUUGCAAGCGCUAGAAAUGUGGAGACUGCUACCAAAUUGAAAGAGUGGGCCAAUGCUCACUCUAAUGUGAAGAUUGUCCAAUUGGACGUGGCUUCCGCUGAAAGCGUUGAGGCAGCCGCUAAAAAAACUCUGGAACUUGUCCCCGAAGGUUUGGACGUCUUGAUCUCGAAUGCGGGAAUUGCCAAGGCGUCGGGGACCAUUUUGGAACUAUCCGACGACUCUUACCUUGAACACUAUGUUGUCAACACUCUCGGUCCAAUCAGGCUGGUCAAGGCCUUCAAGUCACUUCUAGACAAUAAGAGUUCCAAGGAAGUUUUGGCGAUCACCUCAAUAGUAGGAUCUGUGGGUAUGGUUCUUCCCUUUUCAACUUCAGGAUACGGUCUCUCGAAGGCCGGUCUCAACUAUGCCUUUAGGCAGUUGCAACAAGAAUUAACUUCUGAAGGCUAUAGCUUUGCGAUUGUUCAUCCAGGUUUGGUUGGAAGCGACAUGGGUAACGAAUUUGUUGGCAGCUUGGACUCAGAGACCCGUGAACAAUUUCUCAGCACUUUGCCGCUACUUACCCCAGACGAAUCAGUAUCUGCUAUUACCAAGAACGUCCUUGCGGAAUUGAAGGCCAAGAGUUCCAGGAAGUUCUUGAGCUACGACGGUUCCUGA